AUGCCGGGUGGGCUCCUGCUCCGGCUGCUCCUCAUCACGGUUCUAUGCCCUGGCCUCCUCGGGACAGUCUCAGUGCGGAAUCUGCACCUCUGUGAGGGCUACACGGGCCCCGACGGCCGCUACCACUCUGGCUUCUACUGCCCACGGCUGAGUGACCCGGACGGCCACCGCUUCUGCUGCCGCCCCAGCCCACAUGCCCUCAAGUCCUGCUGCUCCAAGUUGGCCCUAGAGGCCCUCACUGGGCUGAAUGCCUCCAGUCUGGCUGACCCUGGUGUCCUCCGGCACCCGCUGGCUCUGCCCUUCGCGGCACUUUACGGGCUCCUCAUCCUCCUCCUCAUGGCCAUUGACCUCAUCCACUUCUGCCGGACCCGGCGGUGCCACAUCAGCCACAUCCUGCCCUGUGCCUGCCACCUGCCCUGCGGCUCCCAGCCAUCCAUCAGCCGCGUGUGCUGA
Messenger RNA from Cuculus canorus (common cuckoo), 453 nucleotides. RefSeq names its product protein shisa-like-1a. The record is from RefSeq and is a predicted model, not a curated record. The coding region runs from base 1 to 453 and encodes 150 amino acids. The transcript has 3 exons. NCBI's taxonomy places the organism in Eukaryota, Metazoa, Chordata, Aves, Cuculiformes, Cuculidae.